AUGUCUAGCUCUUCGGAUAGCUCUGACUCUGAGAGUGAGGAAAAGAAGAAGAAAGAUAAGAAAAAGUCCAAAGACAAGAAGAAAAAAGACAAAAAGAAGAAAGACAAGAAGAAGAAGGACAAAAAGAAAGCCAAGAAGAAAAAGAAGGCAUCGUCGUCCUCUGACUCCUCCAGUGAUAAAAAGGCGAAGAAGGAUAAGAAGAGGAAGCAAGAAGAGGCUGAUGCCAAAAAUGCCUGGGUGGCUCGAAGAAUGAGAGAGCUGCGAAAAGAAGAUCCCAAUCUCGCGCUACGAGAUGCCAUGAAAGCUGCUGAAGAAGAGUACGAGCAGAUUUUCAACAGCACCGAGCCACCAAAGAAGCCCACAGAGGAAAGCUCCGAUUGGGCUCUGCCCGCCGCGGCAGAAGCUGCCAAAGAGGCGGAAGAAGAAGCUCGAAAGCUUGGCAAGAGCGAGGAGGAGAUUGCUCAAGCUGGAAAGGAAGCAGGCGAGAAAGCCAUGCGCGUCGCCGAGGAGGCUGGGGUCUAUGCUCCACCCAAGGAGCUUCCCCUCUUCAUGCAGGCGCGUUUACAGCGCGAGUCGGAAGCGGCCCGACUGGCGGCCAUGCCGGCACCCACGGCCGGUGCCAAUAGCAGGCCCGCGGAGAUGAUGGAGCCGCGGAGAUUAGCUUUGAAGUUGCCCACGGAAAAGGAGAAGAAGAAAAAGCGAUGA
Messenger RNA from Durusdinium trenchii, 705 nucleotides. The record is from the annotation of a GenBank genome assembly. Lineage: Eukaryota; Dinophyceae; Suessiales; Symbiodiniaceae.